UUUAAAAACAUAACAUAGUUAUUACAACGACGAUUAUUUAAACCUGAAGAUUUAUUUUUAAAAAGCGAUUUUUUGAUUGAUUUGAACCGAACAAACAAAAUGUAUUCGAAAAUAUUGUUUUUGAAUUUUAUUACAGCAUCAUUGAUGAUAAUGAUAAUCAAUUUUGAUGUAACACUUGUGUUUGGUUCUUUGGAACAUAUAGAUGUAGAAAAUCCAGAAUUUCGAGAAGCAUUGAGACAAAUGGAAAAACAAAUGGCUGAAAAAAUUGAAUCGAAUCUUAUUUAUCGAGUCCUAAAAGUUGAUUCUGCUAAAUCACAAAGGGUUAAAAACACUUUAUAUAAAACUAAAUUAAUAAUGGGUGAAACCCCAUGUAAAAAAACUGAUAUUGAUCAUAUUAAUAUUGAUUCCUGUUUAUUUACUGGUAAUCAAUUAUAUUGUGGUGCUGAAAUUUAUAAACAGUUCAAUGCUGGUUAUACAUUGCAAAAAUUUCAAUGUAUCUAUUAA
This is a messenger RNA of Dermatophagoides pteronyssinus (European house dust mite), 504 nucleotides long. RefSeq lists its product as uncharacterized. Lineage: Eukaryota; Metazoa; Arthropoda; Arachnida; Sarcoptiformes; Pyroglyphidae. The record is from RefSeq and is a predicted model, not a curated record. Gene Ontology annotation, molecular function: cysteine-type endopeptidase inhibitor activity.